This is a messenger RNA of Closterium sp. Naga37s-1, 1356 nucleotides long. Lineage: Eukaryota; Viridiplantae; Streptophyta; Zygnematophyceae; Desmidiales; Closteriaceae. The record is from the annotation of a GenBank genome assembly.
AUGUCCCGCAAGAUUGACUCAUCCGACGGUGGUGAUUCUGAGCAGUCUUGUCCUGCCGCUGCGUCGAUUCCCGACGAAGCCGGUCCGCUAGUCGCGUUAUCGGAGCUGGACUCGUGCGACCUUAUAUCGGGUCCGCACUCGGCGCACCGCCAACCGCGCCAGGCGCGCAAACGCGGCGACGACGGCAAAUUGCUCAUGUCGUGGCGCGUUCCGGAAUGGACGCUCCCGCCGCUGACGUCAGACCUGCGUCUCUCGUCACAGGAGCCGUUGGAGCAGCUGGAGUCGCGCACGCAGUGCCCCGGGUGUGGCAAGUCGCAACAUUACUUCUGCUUCAACUGCCUCCGGGCGUUCACCCCUCCGCACUCCACCCCGCGAGUGGCCCUCCCAUUCCACGCGCACAUGAUCUUCCAUCGCACGGAGCGAGCCAGCAUGAGCACGGGCGUGCAUGCUGCCGUGCUGGCGCCCGCGCACGUCACGCUGCACCGCUGGCCGGACGUGCAUGCGCGCCGCCUCCCCCAGUUCCAUGCGCGCGAUACGGUGGUGCUGUUCCCGAGUGCGAAGGCCAGGGAGGUGGGCGAGAUGAGCGCGGAGGAGCGGCGGAGAGUGAAGCGCGUGGUGCUGCUGGAAGGGAAGUGGAAGGGCGCAUCAGCGCUGCUCGCCCUCCCGCAGCUGGCGUCCCUGCCGCACGUGCGGCUGCCCAGCAGCAUCCGCUCGGCCUUCUGGCGCUACCACACGCGCGGUGUGGCCCCAGACGCUGUCAGCACCGUCGAGGCUCUGCUCUGGCUCUGCCGCUGCUGGCACGCAGGGAGCUAUGUGGGUAACUCGCAGGGUAUUGGGUGUGAGGUGGAGGGGAGGAUGGUAUGUGGAGGGGAUGAGCGGAGAGGGGAUGGGAGGGAGAAGGGGAGUGGAGGAGUGUGGGAGAAGGGGGAGCAGAUGGAGGAAGAGAGGGGGAGGGUGGAGAUGGAGGGGGGGGUGGGAGUGAGGUGCGGACAGGAGGGAGGUGGGGAGAGGCAAGGGAGGGCGUUGGAUGUCAAGGGGAGGGGAGAAGCAAAUGAUGAAGGAGAUGAGGGCAGGCAGAGGGACACUGCAGAAGAGAUUCCCGAUAGAACCAUGCCCGAUAGAGAUUCCCGGAAUGGGGUUCAUGGGGAAGCAGCCACUCUCCAGAGGGUGGCCAAUGGCGGUGCAGAAGAGCCCAUGGGUGGAGAAGAGCCGGCAGCAAGCUUGCAGGAGCAGGGUGAGUGUAGUGCGAUGAGGGGGGCACACGCAAGUGACUGCCACUGCUUUGACGACUUGCUCUGGUUCUUUGCUCAUUAUCACCGCCGCAUCAUGCAUGAAGGAUCUGACCUCUUUACUUGA